This is a messenger RNA of Ostrinia furnacalis (Asian corn borer), 879 nucleotides long. Its product is annotated as histidine-rich glycoprotein-like. Lineage: Eukaryota; Metazoa; Arthropoda; Insecta; Lepidoptera; Crambidae. Bases 70 to 861 code for a protein of 263 amino acids. Gene Ontology annotation, cellular component: extracellular matrix. The transcript is spliced from 7 exons. The record is from RefSeq and is a predicted model, not a curated record.
GUUAAUUAUAAAAGUCGCGAACUUUUUAUCAGUUGUAUCAGUUAACCACUGGACUUCACAACAAUAACAAUGUUCUCCAAGGUGCUGUGCUUCGCCGCUCUGGUGGCUAUAGUAGCCGCCCAGUCCGACCACGGCCACCAUGAGCACCACCACGGCUUCUCCUCGCAGCACAUCUCGCGCCACGAUGGCAAAGCUGAGAAAGUUAGCGUUAAAGGACACGAUGGACAUGAACACCACUAUGAUUACUAUGCCUAUCCUAAAUACGAUUUUGAGUACAAAGUAGAGGACAAGCACACCGGCGACCUCAAGACCCAGCACGAGACCCGCGAUGGAGAUGUCGUGAAGGGCUACUACUCCCUGCACGAGCCUGAUGGUUCCGUCAGAGACGUCCACUACCACAGCGACAAGCACACUGGGUUCCACGCCACCGUGAAGCACAACACCCACCACGUCGUUCUGUGCCUCGCUGCUCUACUGGCCGCAGUGGCCGCCCAGUCCGACGACGGCCACCACGGCCACCACCACGGCUACUCCUCGCAGCACAUCUCGCGCCACGACGGCAAACCAGAGAAAGUCACUGUUGAAGUAAAAGACAAACACGGACAUCAUGAACUUCACUACGAUUACUAUGCCCACCCUAAAUACGAGUUCGAGUACAAAGUAGAGGACAAGCACACCGGAGACCUCAAGAGCCAGCACGAGACCCGCGACGGAGACGCCGUGAAGGGCUACUACGCUCUGCACGAGCCUGAUGGUUCCGAAAGACACGUCGACUACCACAGCGACAAGCACACUGGGUUCCACGCCACCGUGAAGCACAACACCCACCACAUCGUCCCAGAGCACCACCAUCACCACUAAAAAAUGAUAUAAUUUGUA